GUCAGAAGUCUGGAUAUCGUCGUCGUCGUCGCUUCUUCUUCUGCACUGCACUGCUGCUGCUGGAUAGAGGGUUGGAUGAUAGGGAAAAAAGCGAAAAUCGAUGAUUUUGCUCGCGUCGAUCCACUGCUACGGUACUGGUGCUGUGUGUCUCUCUCGCAAGGGUCCCGUGUCCGCGGGUUGUGUCCGUGUUUUUCUUCAACGCCUUUACGGGAAACGCGCGCGUUCGCGGACGUCCGGAACCGAACGUCGUAGUCGCGGGUCGGGCGAACGGUAGUAGGCGGUACGUGGCCAAACCCGGUUGCGGUGGCAACUCGCGUGAAGAACCCCAAUUUUGCCGAGCUUGCUGCGAUUGCUGCUGGUGUAUCCAACUAGAAGUGCUGCGUGUGUGUGUGUAGCUGUGUAUGUGUGUGCGUGCGUGUGAAAAAAUGUGAAUCAUUUUCUCACUGGAGAAGAGUUUUUCUGGAAAAUCCUGUCGGAAGAAGCUGGAAUCCUUACGUGCCGGAUCCACAGCCCUCUCCAGGGGCGCUAGGAGUUCCUCUACAGAAGUGCUACGUGACACAGAGGGGCGGGUCUAGUGGAGGGUUCCGUUUUGUUCCGGAGCUCCGGAGGCAGAAGGAUUGUCCCCUUGAGGAAGUGUGUGCUUAAGAGUGGGCGAAAGGAGUGUCCUCCCCCCUCAAAGAGUGAUUUCGAAAAGAUAAAUUGCAUUGAGUGACCACCCCCCUUUCUUAAAAGGGGCACAUCCCCAGGAAGAAGUGUCCUACCCCGGAGCAAAGGUGAUUCCGGCCAGGGUGGACCGGGUCGUCAGAAUGGCGGACCUCACGAGGCCGCCCUUCAGCGAGAUCAAGCGACCGGAGGAGGUCGUCAAAAUGUCGAUGACGGACAACCUCAAGUUUGCCGUCCUGAUCGGCCUCAUCGAGGUCGGCCAGGUCUCCAACCGGGAGGUGGUCAACACCGUGCUGCACCUGGUAAGUCCUCUUUCUGUAUUGAAACGAUUGGCCCAGCAGGAUGGCAACACUUUGGCCAUUGGCCACCUGCCGGGCAAGCACGUGUAUUUAUGUGUGUGCGUGGUCAAAUUAGCAGUUUCCGGUGGAGUCUGCAGCGAAAAGCUUAUUAAUAAUUCAGGACGGAGCAGCAGCAGCAGCAGCACCGAGUGA
Culex quinquefasciatus (southern house mosquito) is the source of this 1154-nucleotide messenger RNA. RefSeq lists its product as uncharacterized. The record is from RefSeq and is a predicted model, not a curated record. Bases 807 to 1154 code for a protein of 115 amino acids. The transcript has 3 exons. Lineage: Eukaryota; Metazoa; Arthropoda; Insecta; Diptera; Culicidae.